UCCUCUUCUUUUACAGAAACCUCAUCGUCUUCCUUUUCCCUUCUUCCUUUAUAACCAACAAUUCCCCUAAUUCAUUCAUACCCACACCCUCAAUAAAAAAAGAAAGGGUAAAAAUCCAAAUCCCUCUCUUUCUCUCCGGUGUUCAAUUUUCUGUUUGGAUCCCAGGAAAAUGGCGAAGAAACGAAAGUCGGACGCCACGCGACUCGACGAGGUCGAUCGGACCAUGUACACAACCUUCUGCAGCGCGGCCAACUCUCUCUCCCAGCUUUACGCCCAGGCCAUGAACCACCAGCGCCUCUCCUUCCAAGCCGGCGAGCGCCACGGCCUGGAGAGACUUUAUCAGUGGAUUGUAAGGCAGCAAGAGGAAGGAUCAAGAGUGACAACAGUAGAUAUAGUUGCCUACUUACAGAAUGAGCUUGAUUUUGGUUCUGAGGAGCCUCCAAUGUCUCCCAGGACGCUGCUGCAGCAACAACACUUGCAAACUGCAAUGCACUCGGCCAAUUUAGGUCCAACCAUUCCAGCUGCUCCAGCUACGGCUGGGCAGGGAGGUCGGUGGGGACACUCUGAGCAACGGGCUAAAAAUUCAGUGUUCUCAAAUGCCCUUUCUAGCCCUGUUCGUCGAAGUCUUCAAUCCUAUAACCUUGCUGCACAGGGAAGUUACCAUUCAGGUAAUUUCACGCCUCACGGCGAUGCACAUCGUAGUAACAACGAGAUAAACAGUUAUCCUCAGCAAAACAGGGAUACCAAUCCUUCCGUGUCGAAUGAUUCCUUGGACAUGCAUACAGAUAGCCCUGACCGUGACUUUCCUUGUUGAAAUUACCUGUCUGGAAGGAAAAAAAGUGCUUGAGUAAGAAAAUGAUGUCUGAUUUGAUAAAAUUUACGGUUGUGAUUAGAAGUGCUGAAUUAUAGCAAAUUUGAACGCAGUGUCAAUGCUAACUAGUCUUUUCUGAAAGCCUAUAUUGUCUGGUUGCUGCUGAUGCGCUGUGAUUUUCUUCCUCCCUCCCAGACAGAAUGGACAGACAGAAUACUAGUUACUUGAAAA
Morus notabilis is the source of this 1042-nucleotide messenger RNA. RefSeq lists its product as uncharacterized. The coding region runs from base 170 to 814 and encodes 214 amino acids. Lineage: Eukaryota; Viridiplantae; Streptophyta; Magnoliopsida; Rosales; Moraceae. The record is from RefSeq and is a predicted model, not a curated record. The transcript is spliced from 3 exons.